Molecule: messenger RNA, 762 nt
Organism: Penicillium cinerascens
Lineage: Eukaryota; Fungi; Ascomycota; Eurotiomycetes; Eurotiales; Aspergillaceae
Exons: 1
Coding region: 1-762 (253 amino acids)
Source: RefSeq, a predicted model, not a curated record
AUGCCACCAGACGGCUCCUCCUUCACAGCCUUGAACCUACCACCAGGCUUCACACUCCCGCAAUGCAUGGAAUACUUCACUCUAACAGCGGGCCCGAACACCGAUCUAUGGCGCAAACCCCCAAACAGUGACACAUCCACCGCGCCCAUCGUAUUCACCUCGCUACGGCAGCCAUUCGUCGUAGCCGAAGUCACCAUCAGCGCUGACUGGGAAAUGGAAUGGGACCAGGGCGGCCUGGUCAUCUUCGCGGGCGCAGCACCACAGUCCUUCUCCGGGGCUCCGGCAAUCACCACAGCCCGCCGAUCGGGCGCCCGGGCACCGUGUAAAUGGGUCAAAGCCGGCAUGGAAUUUUCAUCUGGCACUGUCAAUGCAUCGUCAACUAGCGCGACGGGAGACGGUGCCGACUGGUGCCUGUCGCCGAUCCAAUCUACACAUGGACCCGGGACUCAGUCUCUACGCAUCAAACUGGAGCGUAUCGGUCAUGCGCUCUGGGUUUGGUACCAGGUCCCGUCCGCUUCGCCGUUUGUGCGGAGUCCGGGGGCAGUGGGAUCCUCGUGGACGAAGCUGCGGGAAGUCAAUUGGUUCUUUUACGGGGUUGAGGACAAGUUCGUUCAUGUGGGGAUAUACGCGAGUCGGCCUAUGAAUCUGGGCCGCGGCGAGACUAUGUUUGACGCGAUGAAUGGGUUAAGUCUGGAUAGUUCGUUGGCGGCUGGCUUCGCGGAUGGGCUGGUGGUGGAGUUUGAAGAUCUAGAAAUCUUUUAG